CGAUGGCGGCGCCCGCCUGGCUCUGCCUGCUGGGGGCUGCGUGCGCCGCCGCGGCCGCGCCCGCGGGUGGCAAGAAUGUCCUUUUUAUAGUUGUGGAUGACCUGCGUCCUGUUUUGGGCUGUUACGGAGACAAGAUUGUAAAAUCUCCAAACAUUGACCAACUUGCAUCUCAAAGUGUUGUGUUCAGCAAUGCAUAUGCACAGCAAGCUGUUUGUGCUCCAAGUAGAGUAUCAUUUCUUACUGGACGCAGACCUGAUACUACUCGACUGUAUGAUUUCUACUCCUACUGGAGAGUGCAUGCAGGAAACUAUUCCACGAUGCCUCAGUAUUUCAAGGAGAAUGGCUAUGUGACCCUAUCUGUGGGGAAAGUUUUUCAUCCUGGGAUUUCAUCCAAUUACAGUGAUGACUACCCAUGUAGCUGGUCCAUUCCACCUUUUCAUCCUUCUACUGAAAAGUAUGAAAAUGAUCAGACUUGUAGAGGAAAAGAUGGAAAACUUCAUGCUAACUUGGUGUGUCCAGUGAAUGUAACGGAAAUGCCCAGUGGUACUUUGCCUGAUAUUCAAAGCACUGAAGAAGCCAUACGCUUACUGAGGGCUAUGAAAGCCAAAAAUCAAAAAUUCUUCCUGGCUGUUGGUUACCAUAAACCACAUAUCCCAUUAAGGUACCCACAGGAAUUUCUCAAACUGUACCCCUUGGAAAACAUCACAUUAGCCCCAGAUCCUUGGGUGCCUGAGAGGCUACCUUCUGUGGCAUACAACCCCUGGAUGGAUAUCAGACAGAGGGAUGAUGUGAAGGCAUUGAAUGUUAGUUUCCCUUAUGGACCACUCCCAGAGGACUUCCAGCGGCAGAUUCGCCAGAGUUAUUAUGCCGCAGUUUCUUACCUGGAUAUGCAAGUUGGCCUGCUCUUGAAUGCUUUGGAUGAUGUAGGACUCUCAAACAGCACAAUGGUAGUUUUUACUGCUGAUCAUGGAUGGUCUUUGGGAGAACAUGGUGAAUGGGCAAAAUACAGCAAUUUUGAUGUUGCUACCCGUGUGCCACUGAUGUUUUAUGUACCAGGAAUGACCUCUUCUGCUGGCCAAGGAGAGAAAAUCUUCCCCUACCUUGACCCCUUUAGCCAUGUUUCAGACUUGGCACUUCGAGGGCGAAGCAAAAAAAUGGUUGAGCUUGUGUCUCUUUUUUCAACGCUUGCUGAACUUGCUGGCUUGCAAGUUCCUCCUGCAUGCCCAGAGACUUCAUUUUCUGUUGCACUGUGCACUGAGGGGGCAAGCAUUGUCCAGUAUUUUAAUUCCUCUGAUGAGAAGCUGGAGAAAGCAGAGAAGGAUGGGUUUGGUGACACUUACAGAGGUUAUAAUGAAGAACCUAUUGCUUUCAGCCAGUAUCCUCGACCUGCAGACACUCCUCAGUGGAACUCAGACAAACCAAAGCUGAAAGACAUCAGAGUCAUGGGGUAUUCCAUGCGUACAGGUGACUACAGAUAUACUGUGUGGGUUGGAUUUAAUCCUGAAAACUUUAGUGCCAACUUUGAGGAUGUCCAUGCAGGAGAGUUGUACAUGGUGGAGAGCGAUCCACACCAGGAUUAUAACAUCUAUAACAAUACCUUACAUGGUGGCCUUUUCAAAAAAAUUCUUAGCUUCUUGAAGCACUAGGGUUCAGGAACUUGUCUGUGCAAAUUCUUACCAGUAAAGUAACAAUUCUUUUUUUUUGCAUGAAACACUUUGGUUGUACAUAACACUUGGACUGAAUUAAAAUCCUGUUUGUAUCAAAACAUUAGGUAGUGCUUUUGUCUUGUUACAGCCGAAUUACACCUAAGUAGUCAAAAUGCUGUUACUUCUGCAGUUGUGUUUUCACAUGUCAGCAGGCAAUACUUCUGAAAAGGCCACACAGGAUAUGCAGGCCUGUGCUGAAAUAUCUCUGUGGUCUAGUGACUGACAAAGAAAAACUUGCUGUAUUUGCUGGAAUUUGUGGUGUGAAAGGUGGCAAAAGAGAAACUUUUGUAUAGGGAAGUUUGUAUAGAGAAUGUUGUGUGUAAAUAAACAGGCCCUGAGAAUGCUUGGAGUUUGGGUGGUCAAGAAGACAUUUGGUAGUGAUAAGGAACUGAGGUGUCUGCCCUUGUCAACCCUGCCCUGACAAAAACUGAAGGGGAAAUUGAUGUGUUUCAGUUUCAUUCUUUUCAAAAUAAAAGCUUCAGUUUGGA
Rhea pennata is the source of this 2194-nucleotide messenger RNA. RefSeq names its product iduronate 2-sulfatase (gene IDS). Bases 3 to 1646 code for a protein of 547 amino acids. The record is from RefSeq and is a predicted model, not a curated record. Lineage: Eukaryota; Metazoa; Chordata; Aves; Rheiformes; Rheidae. Gene Ontology annotation, molecular function: iduronate-2-sulfatase activity. Gene Ontology annotation, cellular component: cytoplasm. The transcript has 9 exons.